CCCAAGAAUCACUCACAACGCCAAACAAGAGGCUGUGGGUAUGGGCAGCAGGCACGGCAAGGGGCAUCGAAACCAUUGUCGGAAGACCAAAUAGGGUGGGCAUCACGAGGCAGGGGGCUAAGAGCAGAGGGCGAGAUCUCCAAAAAAAUGAAACACCGAAGAAGGGCAGAAAGGAUGGGCAUUUGAGCGGGGUACCCAGCAAGGCUAGGGAGUGAAAGGAGGGAAAAGUGGGGAAUGUAUUUGAGGGUUCGCGGGGGGCAUGAGGCGAAAGUAGGCAGCGACGGGCAAGCACCUGUCUAGGCACAGUCAGGUGGGCACUGCUGAGACAAAGAGAACCUCGCCAGCAGUGAUCAGAAGUGGUUUGAGGAAAGUCCUGUUCAUCAGGUUCUAAGAAAAUAAUUGUAAAGGCCAGGGAGCAAGACUUGGGCAGGGAGGUUAAAACUGGGUGGCAGGGAGACAAAGGAAGGAUUGGAGAACUUAUGCCCACAAGACUGCUUGGCUUCUGACAAACAGUUGGAUCGAACCCCCACUUGUAAAUAGCUAACUGGUAUGGACCCAAAUUCCGCCUGUCGCUGACUGUUUACAACCAGGUUCACCUUCUCCCUCGCCUGCUCCAGUUUCGCUCAUUUGCAGUUUUCAGAACUAGAGGAUUCCAGGUUUAUCUGGGGCAGGGCGUGUGCCCUGCAGCUCACUGUCUUCCAGGUGGGGGUCACCCACCCACCAGCCCCACUUCCCUUUUCCUUACCCCUCUGGUCUUUGGCUCCAUUCCAUGGGGGUGGAUGGAAUGUAUGAGAAGAGCAGAAUGCUGAACAUCCAGAACAGCGCGUGGGGCAGUCGCCAGGAGUGGUAUCAAGACAGCCUGGUGACAGGGCCCCCCAACCCAGAGAGCUGCCAGCAACUGGACAGCGGGCUGGACCCUGAGCACCCUCAAGGUGCCAGCAGCCAAGACCUGGAUGAGUCCCAAAUCCGGCUGCAACUGAAGCGCAAAUUGCAAAGGAACAGGACCUCUUUUACACAGGAGCAGAUAGAGGCGCUGGAGAAAGAAUUCGAGCGCACUCAUUACCCUGACGUCUUUGCCCGCGAACGCCUGGCAGCAAAAAUAGAUCUCCCGGAAGCCCGGAUUCAGGUUUGGUUCUCCAACCGCCGUGCCAAGUGGCGUCGGGAGGAGAAACUGCGGAACCAAAGGCGCCAGGCAGGGGGCACUGGGGGGCACCUGACCAUAAACAGCAGUUUUGGCACAGGGGGCAGCAGCGUCUACCAGUCCCUGCCACAACCUACUGGAUCAGGCACGAUGCUGAGCCGUACAGAAAGUGCCCUCAGCAAUAACUACGGUGCCCUUCCACCCUUGCCCACUUUCUCCAUGGCCAACAGCCUCCCUAUCCAGCAGGCGGUGCCUCCUGUGGCUAGCCAGACGUCUUCUUAUUCCUGCAUGCUGCCUGGAAGUUCGUCGGUGCGCAGCUACGAUUCUUACGCUCCCUCCCAGCUCCCAUCUCAUAACCUGAGCUCCAGCAACGGGGCCUCUACUGGGUUAAUCUCUCCAGGAGUGUCGGUUCCCGUACAAGUCCCAGGCGGGGACCCGGAUCUUUCUCAGUAUUGGCCAAGGCUGCAGUGAAGGGGAAAAUGAAAGCGGAAGGCAGAAGGAAAGCUGGAGAUGUGUGAAGAGGAAGGGGCUUUUUCUCAAUAGGGUUAAAACAGCGAUGGGGCACAAUAUCCGGGGGUAGGGAACAGUAGCGAAGGGGAGCCUUCCUCAACUUCAUGUAUCUAUGUUAAGCAACCAUGUCUUUGUCAGGGCUGAGCCGUCUCCUUCCCCUCAAUUGUGCACACUCAUGCGCCACAGGAGAAGGAGGACAGUCCCUCAGUCAUCUGUCCCUUCUCUCUUCUCCAUCCCAUGAUAGGAUGACUUUCUUCUUCCCUCCCCUGCCUGCCUUUCCUUUCCCGAUCCUUAAAGAAGGCAGCGAGGACUGGGAAAAGUUGCUGCAAUUAUGAUGAGAAGAGAAAGAAACUUCUAUAGGGAGCCAACACAAAGGAAUUGUGGAAGGAAGGAAAGAAAGAACAAACUUUCCCUCCUCCCGUUGGGGAACUGAUACAAAUAAAUAAUAGGAACCUAAAAGAACCCCCCAAAAAUAAUAACUGAAAACUGAAAGCUAGAGCGCAUAUCGGAAAGGGAAAAAAUUAGGAAAACAUUGAAAUUUUUUGGAAAGGAUGGGCAGAUAAGAGGAAGAAAGAGAGAUCAACAAAAGCGUCGGUGUGAAGGAACCAAAAGCAUUUAUCCCCUUUUAUACGGCUGCAGAGAGUGUAAACCCCGCCCCCCCAAAUCACCUCUACUCCUUGCUGCAAAGGAUUGUGGGGAAUAAAGCACUAACCUUUCCUGUCUUUCACCCUCCUAGAGCAUCAUGGGAAAGAUGAUGUUUGUCCAUGACUUCUCGUGCCCACCUGCAGUAUGGGGAGGGUACUCGUCUCACUUCUUGGGUGUGUGGUGUUCAUUGGGAUUUCUCCCUGCAAGAUUGCCCUUUAUCCGGUCCACCUACCACCUCGGCCCCCCCUGACUCACUUUAACCCACCUCUUUCCUUCCCUGCAUGGAAUUCACUUAGCUGGGUUUCACUUGGAUCCCAGAGGACUAGUGACCUCUGAUCUACACAAAAUGGCCCCCUCAGUACACACAGACACACACACCACUUGUUGUUUCAAACUGUGUUUUCGAGUGUGUUAAUAAAGGACCUGUGUAAAUAA
Messenger RNA from Sphaerodactylus townsendi, 2731 nucleotides. Its product is annotated as paired box protein Pax-6-like. Gene Ontology annotation, molecular function: DNA-binding transcription factor activity, RNA polymerase II-specific; RNA polymerase II cis-regulatory region sequence-specific DNA binding. Lineage: Eukaryota; Metazoa; Chordata; Lepidosauria; Squamata; Sphaerodactylidae. The transcript is spliced from 9 exons. The coding region runs from base 770 to 1612 and encodes 280 amino acids. Gene Ontology annotation, biological process: anatomical structure development; regulation of transcription by RNA polymerase II. The record is from RefSeq and is a predicted model, not a curated record.